AUGGAAUCCUCAGACAGACUUACUCUUCCCACGGUCUCGGCACUGCGACACUUGGAGCCACGACCAGGAGGCCAAUGGGCCGUUACUGGACGAUCUUCCGCCUCUUACUCGCUGGCAUAUAUCAUGGAUGGCGGGACUGAUGCAAUCUGCUAUACCAUGAAGCCAUGUACAACUGAGGAAGACGUUCGCACCCACUGUGGAUCACUGAUUUACGAUUACUCUGAAGCCAACGACACGGACUCUAAAGGGCUUGCGGCUAUCCCAAAUACUGCUUCAGUGGCUAUGCAUCUUGCUCUCCGCCAGAAACAAGACAACAGGUCAAAUGACUGCAGAGUUCGAGGUCUAGAGGACCUUGCUUUAGACCCUUUGAUGAUCGGCCCAAUGUCUGAAUCUCAGAACCUUUCCUUUGGUGAUGGACAGCAGUCACAACUCGGGAGCCUGGAUCAAAUUGAGUCUCAGAACAAUAUGUUUGAGCUCAGUAACGGGCCAACAAACCAACAGAACCAGCCGCAGAUGAUGGCUGCGGUCAAUGGUGGCAUGGACUGGCCUUCCGAAACCAUUUUGCCAGUGAUGACUCCUAUCUCACAACUCCCAAUUAUUUCAGGCCCAGUGGCCCCAGAGAAUGAAAACACCUCCCUACUUUCUGAAUUGUGGGAUGAAAACUACGACAGAAUUGAGCCCAUGGGAGAUGAUGCUGGCAGUCAUACUGGAUGGCCGCUCCAGUUUGCAGCUUCCUAA
Messenger RNA from Metarhizium brunneum ARSEF 3297, 738 nucleotides. RefSeq lists its product as uncharacterized. The record is from RefSeq and is a predicted model, not a curated record. Lineage: Eukaryota; Fungi; Ascomycota; Sordariomycetes; Hypocreales; Clavicipitaceae.